AUGGAUCCUAAAAUGGAUCCUAAAAUGGACACCAGGAAGAUAAGUGCUCAGCGUCUUCCCCCGCCUGUCCUCUUCCAGGGCCCGCCGUCACAUAAUGCCUCCAAUCUCUCUCUUCCCCCGCCGGUAUCUGCUGUUCCGACGACGGGAGCCUCUCCGCGGCCGCCUCUGCAGCGCAAUCGCUCGUCCCGGGCAGGAACCCUCGAGGCCCCGGGGUCCCUCUCGCCAUUUCUGACUCGCAAACAGUCUAAGGGGGAGGUGGACGGCUCCGAGGCUAUAUGGCAGGAGAUGCAGAGCGCAUUGUCCGAGGUCGAGCUGAGCGCGGCAACGGGCGAACAUGUCUUUGGGGAGAAGCACUCCGAGGCGUUGGAAGAUCUCCGGACAAAACAGCUGAAGCUUGCGCAGGCGUGGGCGCGCAGCGAAGCUGGGGAUGAGGUUGUGGAAACAAAAGGUGCUGCCGCUGCUGCUGCUGCGGCCACGGCAAAAAGUAAUGCGUCACUGCGACCAGCGUCGCGAAGCACGGCUGGACCGGGCGAUUCUGCUAAUCCUGAGGAUGGUUCCUCGCGGGAUCUGGAUGAGGAGACGGGAAAGGAUAUUCUCCUCGCACGAGAGAGACGGGAGGCUAAUGAUCGAUAUUUCGAUCGGGUUAAUAAUGGUGUCUUGGAUGUGGUGGCUAAGCUGGAGGAAGUCGCUCAGGCUAUGCGCGCGGUGGAAAGAGAGAGCAAAGAUAUCUGGAGUGAUACUGAUAGUAUGAGUACCACGACGCAGACCACGACUGAUACUGGGGACACAAAUCUAUCUACUCCUUCUUCACCAACCGCACCACCGUCUUCCACCCUUCCACAGCCGUAUCCCGCGCAUCCUCCCACCGACUCUCAUACGCCUUCCUCGCCAACGUCUCCACCUCUUGAUUCCAGCGAUGUUUCAAGAAGUCCUUCAAGACGGGUUUCGUCUUCCGGUCUUCUUCCUCACCCGGACGCUUCUGGGUCUCUUGAGGCAAUAAGCGACGGUCGUAUGCGCCUGCUGAUGAGGCCAACCAGUUCAGUGCGCGCGUUUGUUCGCGAAUGGCAUUGCGCUGUUCCAGGCGAUUGGCUUUGUGUACUUGGAGGGAGAUGUACAGGACGGAGGUGGUGA
This is a messenger RNA of Aspergillus costaricaensis CBS 115574, 1131 nucleotides long. RefSeq names its product DUF5315 domain-containing protein. The transcript is spliced from 3 exons. The coding region runs from base 1 to 1131 and encodes 376 amino acids. NCBI's taxonomy places the organism in Eukaryota, Fungi, Ascomycota, Eurotiomycetes, Eurotiales, Aspergillaceae. The record is from RefSeq and is a predicted model, not a curated record.